Molecule: messenger RNA, 2190 nt
Organism: Exophiala mesophila
Lineage: Eukaryota; Fungi; Ascomycota; Eurotiomycetes; Chaetothyriales; Herpotrichiellaceae
Exons: 3
Coding region: 1-2190 (729 amino acids)
Biological process (GO): DNA-templated transcription
Molecular function (GO): zinc ion binding; DNA binding
Source: RefSeq, a predicted model, not a curated record
AUGGUGUCUACCGACGCUCACGACAUCAUCCGCGAAAUGGGGUCGACACGACCAACACCCGGUCAAAGUCGCCUGGAGCCCCAACAGGGGCCCUAUAAUAUUCAGAACCGUGAUCAUGGACCCUCGUCACUUGAUCUACCCACAGGAUCCAUGGACCUUUCUCAAACCGACCUCUCGUCGAUUUUCAAUGGCAUGACGCCUUCUGCAGGUUUUGAUUUUCCAACCGAUUUGUGGUUCCAGGGUUCCAGCCCAUUGUCGUGGAAUGUGCUGGCGAUGGAACUCAGUCCUGAGACGGAGAGGUCGAAAGUCGGACCCACUACAGUGUACGGUGCCAGCCCUUAUGCGAGUUGCCCGCUUUUUCAUGAUUUGGACGAUGGAAAGAAUUCGUCAGCGAAGUCCAUGUUGCCAACAUGCAACUUCUUGCAGGACAGUUGCAGCUGGACACAGAUCCAAGAGGCGUCCGUAAGACGAUCAAAGAAUGACAUUCGCUCGGUCCCAGCAAUCAAUCAUCAAGUCAGGGACGCCCUCGUCGCCAUGACUCAUAUCACCCUAUUUAAGACGCUAGAGACUGCCAGCGUCAGGACUGUUCCAAUGACCUUUCCUCCGCUGGAGACUAUGCAGUGUCUUUUCAAGUCAUGUUGGACCGGGUUUGCCCGACUUUAUCCGGUAAUCCAUCCCAAGACAUUCGAUACAGUCGCAGAAAGAGGACGUACAGGUGUGACUUUCCCAAUCUUCUUACAGAAUGUCAUGAUCCUUGGUGCCUUGCUCCUUCCCGUAAAAGAAGGUCAGGCAUUUGCGAACGACCUUGGGUAUCUCGUUCGACAAACGAUGCAUGAAACCAUGACGCAGGAUGUUUUGACCACCGAUGAUGUCUGGAUGUUGAGCUCGAUGAUCAUUGUCACCGUUGCCGGUGCAUGGUCAGGAAAUAAGGUGCACGUAGAACUUGCAGAGGCGUAUCGUGGCAUUUAUACUGUGAUGUUCAAUCGACGAGGCUAUCUGAAACCUCAACUAGACCAAGGUGACAGUAAUGACGAUGGAGAUUCAUGGCUGAAAUGGAUCAAUCGUGAGCGCAAACGAAGGCAAGUCCCAACACAGUUGCUUUGCUACAUUUGGUAUAUCGUUGAGCAAGAACUGAGUUUCUUCGACUGCAUUAUCUCACAUAUCUCCUACACGGUUAUGCGCAGUCCGAUGCCCUGUCCGGACGAUGAAUUCUUCAGUGAGACGGAAGCAGAAUGGCUUGCAGCACGGCAAACUCGGUUGAAACAUGAGACGGAAUCCAACACAAUCCGACCCCCAUCCCUCGCAGCUUUGUACUGGCUCUUUGUCCGCGAUGACUUCCUCCAUCUGGAUGUGGAAAUCACACCUCUCCAGCUACGACUACUGCAGUGUGCUAUUCAGGAACAAAUUCUUCAACACUCUCAAUCAGUCCGAUUUAUGAAUGUGGAUAAGGCCUACCCAAAUCUGCCCUCAGGUGCGUCGACUGUUUCGCGGUCGACAGCUUGCGCGCAGCUCCGGCUCGAGGAGAUUCAUAGCCUCCUGGUCCGGUGGUUCAUUUUGAGCAAGAGGAUCCAAGUAUCCGUCUUCUCCUCCGAAAUCUCGGUGGCCUGUCAUUUGAUGCACCAUUUGAUCAGCAUGGAGCUCUAUAUCUGCUUCGAGGACGUACAAUGUCUCGCAGGAAAAGACGGCUUAGAAGUCGGACAGGUCUUGGUCCCUCAAUUCGUUCGCUGGGCAAAGUCGCCUUCCUGCCUUAAAGCGAUUUCGCACGCCGGCGAAGUCAUCAAAAUCUUGCAGUCGUCGAUGAUAGGAGAACACAAUAACCAACUCCGGCCACUCUGGUGGCCAGUGGCAUUGACAAGGGCUACUCUAGUGCUGUGGAGCUACGGGAUAUCGGACCAUAUUGCGACUCGCCAUGACGUAGCGACUGAAGGGUCGGCAGUUGAAUCUCUACGUCUCAUAUCUGUGAACGACGUGAACGAACAGUCGGGACCAUAUGGCAAGGUCGUCCAAAUUGGAGAAGGACAACCUUGUCUGUCUAACGCCUCUGGACUGAUGAUUCCCAUCAACCAUGUGUCAAAGAUGCUUGAUGUGGCCCUCGAGAUAUUGGAGGACGCUAAGCCAGAGAGCACGCCGUUAUCCGAAAGCAUACUACGAUUCAUCCAAGAGAUUCAACGUUGCGGGAUCCCAUACUGA